Xylona heveae TC161 is the source of this 1360-nucleotide messenger RNA. Its product is annotated as NAD(P)-binding protein. The transcript is spliced from 3 exons. Bases 102 to 1184 code for a protein of 360 amino acids. Lineage: Eukaryota; Fungi; Ascomycota; Xylonomycetes; Xylonales; Xylonaceae. Gene Ontology annotation, molecular function: oxidoreductase activity, acting on the CH-OH group of donors, NAD or NADP as acceptor. The record is from RefSeq and is a predicted model, not a curated record.
CUCCUUUUUUUUUUAUCUUUCUGGUCUUUCCGAUUAAACGUCAUCUCUAUCCAGAAUCCGGUCAUCAAUUGCAAAGGUCUUCUACCAUCAAGCUGUCAACAAUGUCUCCCAAAAUCAUCUUGAUCACCGGUAUCAAUGGAUACCUGGCCUCCAAUACUGGAACAGCCGUCUUGCAAGCCGGUCACAUCCUCCGCGGGACCUGUCGCUCUCACGAGAGAGUCAAAGCCUUGCUUGAGGGCCCAUGGAAUCAAUAUCAAUCCCAAAUCGAAAUUUCCAUUGUGCCCGACAUCAGCGAGGUACAUGCCUUCGACGAAGCCGUCAAAGGGGUCUCUGCGAUCAUUCACAUGGCGGCUCCUGUGAUCAGCCCGGAAAUCAGUAAGGCAUCGACCCAGUUGAUCGAGCCUACAAUUGCUGGAACGCGGAACUUGCUCAACUCCGCUCUGAACUAUGCUGGAGAUCAGCUGGAAAUAUUUGUCUUUACCUCUUCUGCAGCAGCCUGCAUCAAGCCAGGUGCGAAGGCCCCGCACGUGUACGAUGAUGACAGUUGGAAUGUCGUUCAUCCAGAGAUUGUCGAGAGAGAUGGGGAUAACGUCUCCAUCUUCACAUCCUACCCCGUCGCGAAAAUCAAAGCGGAGAAGUACGUGUGGUCCCUUUACGAAAGCAAGGCUCCAUUUGCUAUCGCUUCUAUCUGCGGUUCCAUUGCGACUGGUCCACCCAUUGUCCUCCCGGAGAGCGAAUCUGAGAUCCCUUCAACCUGCAAGUCAGUCUUGAAUGCUCUCAGGGGUCUGGACUUGCCUGGUCCCCAGAGCCAUAUUGCGAAUAUUGCUGGAGCUGCUCCAUACUCGGAUAUUCGUGAUCUGGCCAAGAUCUACUUGUGGUGUACAGAGAACCCUCAGAUCGCAGAUGGACAGCGAUAUCUUGUUGUCGCGGGACAUGGACCGCAGAAGGCUAUGUAUGACAUCCUCAAAGAGGCCUAUCCAGAGCGUGCGCAUAUGAUUCCCAAUGGAGACGAGUUCCUGCGUUACAACAAGGACUGGACAUUUGAUGAAGACGGUGUGCGAUUCGACUCCAGAAAGGUGCAGAAGCAUGUUGGAUUGACCUUCAAGACCUACAAGCAGACCAUUCUGGAUACGGCAGAAGUUUUGGCACCUUACUGGAAACACGGGCUGCCAAUAGUCCAUUGAUCAUUCUCUAUUGACAACGUUGAGGAGAAAAAUUAUCUCUAUGGAUUUGCCUGUAGAUAGCCUAAUUUCCUUGAUUACUUCUCGCCAUCUCAUGAGACUCGGGGAUCAAUUAUUGACGAUGCAAAUACCUACAACAUCCUCGCCUAACUGCAGGAACGGAAAGCUUAGCUAAUUAC